Molecule: messenger RNA, 862 nt
Organism: Rhipicephalus sanguineus (brown dog tick)
Lineage: Eukaryota; Metazoa; Arthropoda; Arachnida; Ixodida; Ixodidae
Gene: DCTN6-p27
Product: dynactin subunit 6
Exons: 7
Coding region: 172-753 (193 amino acids)
Biological process (GO): mitotic spindle organization
Cellular component (GO): dynactin complex
Molecular function (GO): dynein complex binding
Source: RefSeq, a predicted model, not a curated record
CUGGCUUCCAUUGUAAGCCAUUGCCGUAGCCACAAGUCUUCCUAAAGUGGUUGGCAAGGAGUGGUUUUGGAAUCUGUCAAUUUGCCGUAAGAGUUAGCGUACAACCAUCAAAUAGCCGUGUUUUUGUUUGUAACUACAAUUCUCAAGCAGCAACGCUUAGUUUUUCGUAUAAUGAGCACAGCAUCCCUACCUAAGCCUCCUGGCGGAACUGUGAAGAUAUAUGCCGGCGCUGUUGUGACGGCAGAAUGCGAAAUAAAAGGAGAUGUUACAAUCGGGAGCCGCACGAUUGUUCAUCCCGCUGCGCACAUUAUUGCUGAAGCUGGGCCUAUCAUUAUAGGAGACAACAACCUCAUUGAAGAGCAAGUCUACAUAGUCAACAGGAGAAAGGAAGGAGACCCACCUGACUCGGAGAUCGUAAUGACAAUUGGGAACAACAAUGUUUUCGAAGUUGGGAGCUAUUCUGAAGCACUAUUAAUAGGCAACAACAAUGUUCUCGAGUCAAAAAGUAAAUUGGGAAGAUACACUGAGCUGACAAGUGGUUGUGUCAUCGGGGCCAUGUGUGAAGUCAGUACCCAUGAGAAGCUCAAGGAAAACACAGUAAUAUAUGGUCGUACAUGUGAAAGGAGAAUCCAGAAUGAAAAGCCAGCUACACAGACGCUGCAGCUUGACUUCCUGACCAAGGUCCUGCCAAACUACCACUACUUUUGGAAACCAUCCAAAGGAGAGCAAGUUCUCCAGCAGUUGAAAAAGUAGAGGCGGACGUUUGUGAGCUUCUGCUUUAGUUCAGGUGGUGAUGUGUAAAGGAGGCCGGUGCUAGGUUCCAUGGCAAGUGCAUCAGAAUGAAAUAAAAUGACAACAUAUG